This is a messenger RNA of Ficedula albicollis (Collared flycatcher), 745 nucleotides long. RefSeq names its product killer cell lectin like receptor G1 (gene KLRG1). The transcript is spliced from 5 exons. Bases 1 to 576 code for a protein of 191 amino acids. NCBI's taxonomy places the organism in Eukaryota, Metazoa, Chordata, Aves, Passeriformes, Muscicapidae. The record is from RefSeq and is a predicted model, not a curated record.
AUGGAGGCAAGCAGAUCAGAAAUUUUUGCAGCUGAAGAGAGUGAGGAAGUAACGUAUGCUUCUGUCAAAUUCUCUCAGACUCCUCCGCCAAGGGCCAAAGCUCCACAGGAAAAAAAAGCUCCCUGUCUGUGGACAGCAGUUCUGAAGGGCUUGGCCAUAGGUUUUGGGACACUGAGCAUCUCCCUAGCAAUUGCUUUGAUUUGGAAGAUGAGUGACUGCCACCCACAGUGCCCUCAACAGUGGGUGGUCUACAGAGGCAGGUGCUACUCCUUUUCUACGGAGAAGAAGGACUGGAAUUCCAGCCAGGAAUCCUGCAGGGCACAGGGAGCUCACCUCCUGGUGAUCAGUGAUACCUGGGAGAUGGAUCUGUUCAAGCGUAUUCAAGCAGAAUGUUUCUGGAUUGGACUGAGGAACAGUACAAGCUCUGGGUGGAUUUGGGAGGAUGGCUCUGUAUUUGAUGAUGCCAAGGUCCACUCUAACAGCCCUGUGCAAAAUUGUGCUGUCCUGAUGAAAGAUCAGUUUCGUGCCUCCAGCUGUGAAUUUUUGGCUCCAUGGAUCUGUGAGAAAAACCCUUAGAUAAAUCUCAUGUGCUUUUUCAUCUCACAACAACCUCAUCAGUGGUAUGAGUUGAUCAUUGUCCUGCAAACUGAAGCUUCACACAAGAGCAAGGACUUGCCUUUUCCAUACCCUCACUAAAGUGUUUUACAAGGACAGGUUUGUUGCCCAUAAGGGUGAGUUACUCUCA